ACUCCAGCAUUCACACUACACAGUAGAUUAUCGCUAUAAAACACAAACACCACCACCCGUUUCUAUAAAGGCGCCUUCCCAAGCUGAGUACAGAAAUUCUCCAUUGACGGUGCCGGAAAAUACUUAAACCACAUUGUGUGCUCUAAAACUAUCAGUUCUCAAUAUGUCGCAUCAGCGCCCAAGCUCCGCCGCCAGUAUGCAUACAAUCUUUGACGCAGAGCUAAAGACAGUGGAUGCUCGCCCAAUUUCCACCAUUCCAGCAGACCAUAGUGAUCCUAACCACCCACAUAAUGGCGACGUGGAACGUCAGAUUGGCUCACCUCGCAAGUCACUUCCCAGCAAGAAGAUACUGUGGAUUCUUGGUCUUGUUCUUCUGGCCCUCGGCACGCUUGGAGCUGCUGUAGGGCUCGGUGUGUGGUCUGGUAAAAACCACGGGGAGAGCAGUGAUGAUGCAGGCCGUGUUGAGAAUGCGACGGCUACCGUCUUCACGACCGUUGACCCAGUCGACAUCGCUACUACGACUCUAAUCAAGACCAUCGACGGGACCAGUGCGACCACGAUCGUCACGCUUGCACCGAUGCCAAAUAACCAGGUAUGCAAAAAAGGCGGACGAUGGCCCUCAGAAGAAUUGUGUAGGGAGGCCUGCGUUGGCAUCCAAGGGUACGAGCUCGUUCAUUGCGGGAAAUUCGACGACAAGGGACAUUUUUGGCAAUGUCAUCAAUGUGCGGCCGUCAAGCCUACUGUUUCCUUCAAACCGCCAGUCCCAGUGGAAGCCACUCCGAUACCCGAUCCGAAGUCUGUCGCAUCUCCGCCGGGUUCGUCAGGUCCGAAGGAGGAGAAGGAAGGGCAAUGCUUGAUCAGUGGGCACUUUUCUUCAAAGGAUGAGUGCAGUGAUCAUUGCAAGAUUGGUGCGGCUGGUGACGAGAAGGUAGCGAGCUCACGGCCGCGCAAACGGGAAGAUCCAGACCAUUGUAAUAUCACAACCGAUAGACGUACAGAAUUGGAGAUCAAUUCCUCACGUCCCAAGACGCGUCCACCCGACAACUCCAAUCAACCAGCUUCAGAACCAAUGUCAGCGAACAAACUAACCAAUAUCCCCCUACACGCCGCCGAAAAUCCGAUUUCUCCAUCUGGCAUCAACAUGCCUGCGGAGCGCUAUCCAACGGAUCUACCCCCGCGUCGCCGCAAACCCUCCCGCUUGAGCAACAUCCUUCACAACCGUAAGCUCGGUAUUGCUGUCGGACUCCUACUCUUCUCCCUUCUGGUCGUCGGUACCGCAGCUCUAGGCUUUUUCGUAGGUGGACGGCGCAACAACGAAGGCAAAACCACUGUCCACGCAAACGCAUCUUACCCGAUUGCCACUGUUCGUCCCACGGAAACUGUCAAGGUCAUCGUCGGCUGGGAGACCGCCACGCAGCUAGUGACUCACGCACAAGGACUGUCUACUACGAUGGUGACAAUCUUCGUGACGCCGCCUAACAAGAUGGAUGGGGUGGCAGAGAUGACGCGGAAUAUGGGAUCGGAUUCUCGCACUGAGUAG
Messenger RNA from Westerdykella ornata, 1540 nucleotides. RefSeq lists its product as uncharacterized. The transcript is spliced from 3 exons. Bases 164 to 1540 code for a protein of 458 amino acids. The record is from RefSeq and is a predicted model, not a curated record. NCBI's taxonomy places the organism in Eukaryota, Fungi, Ascomycota, Dothideomycetes, Pleosporales, Sporormiaceae.